Molecule: messenger RNA, 1049 nt
Organism: Aspergillus saccharolyticus JOP 1030-1
Lineage: Eukaryota; Fungi; Ascomycota; Eurotiomycetes; Eurotiales; Aspergillaceae
Product: 60S ribosomal protein eL13
Exons: 5
Coding region: 29-706 (225 amino acids)
Biological process (GO): translation
Cellular component (GO): cytosolic large ribosomal subunit; ribosome
Molecular function (GO): structural constituent of ribosome; RNA binding
Source: RefSeq, a predicted model, not a curated record
CUCCCGGCCUUGAUCCCCAUCCGUCACAAUGGCGAUCAAGCACAACAACCAGAUUCUCAACCAGCACUUCCACAAGGACUGGCAGCGUCGUGUCCGCGUGCACUUCGACCAGCCUGGCCGCAAGCACCGCCGUCGUGAGGCUCGUCUUGCUAAGGCCGCCGCCGUUGCUCCUCGUCCGGUUGACAAGCUGCGCCCCGUUGUGCGCUGCCCUACUGUCAAGUACAACCGUCGUGUUCGUGCUGGCCGUGGUUUCACCCUUGCUGAGCUGAAGGAAGCCGGUAUCCCCAAGAAGCUCGCUCCUACCAUCGGUAUCUCCGUUGACCAUCGCCGUGUCAACUACUCCAAGGAGUCCCUCGUCGCCAAUGUCGCCCGCCUCAAGGACUACAAGGCUCGCCUGAUUCUCUUCCCCCGCAAGAGCGGUCAGUUCAAGAAGCUCGACUCCUCUGCUGAGGAGGUCAACGCCGCCAAGGCUGCCUUCGCUGAGGGCAAAACCGAGGGCUUCGUUACCCGCGUCAACCCCACCCUACCCAUCAAGAACAAGUCCGCCGCCGAGGCCGUCACCGAAGUCAAGCGUGACGAUCUUCCUAAGGGUGAGGAGGCUGCCUACCGCCGCCUCCGUGAGGCCCGCUCCGAGGCCCGCUACAAGGGUAUCCGUGAGAAGCGUGCUAAGGCUAAGGCUGAGGAGGAGUCUGCUGCCAAGAAAUAAAUGUGAUUCAAUACUAAUGAUGAUCGGGUCGAUUUUCAAGUCGGGAAUUCUCAGUCGACUGUGGCAUGGCGUGGCUCCUCUUUUUCCUCUCUUACCUUUGUCUCUAACUUAAAAAGCUUCUCAAACACCUCGAAAUGCAAAUGUCCCAAGUUCAUGUCCCACCACGGCUUGCUUUCCCCCUUGUGCGCGUCUCCCGGACUCGGUUGUCAAAGUUCUCGAAUCACACAAGGCCUUGCAGAUACCCCCAUCAGAAUUACCUACAUGUUUUUCUUGAUUCGACUAGUAGAUAGUAGAGGUCAAUCUCACAUGAUCCGUAUGCCGCAGAGAAUCAGGCUGCAAAUGA